This is a messenger RNA of Betta splendens (Siamese fighting fish), 8661 nucleotides long. RefSeq lists its product as uncharacterized. The transcript has 4 exons. NCBI's taxonomy places the organism in Eukaryota, Metazoa, Chordata, Actinopteri, Anabantiformes, Osphronemidae. The record is from RefSeq and is a predicted model, not a curated record. The coding region runs from base 6635 to 8077 and encodes 480 amino acids.
GUACUUCCUAGUUUCAUUUCUGUGGAAACAAAACCCAACAAGUCCACUCACAGCCACCCGGUUAACAGCCACAGUGCAGGACAAAAACACUUCCAUUCCAGCUCCUCCAGCAGCAGACCAAGAAAAGGACGAGGAAGAUGUUGGAAAAAGUCACCGCUUGCUACAUAGCUGUGCUGCUCUCCCUGACGUCUGUGUCAUCUGUGCAAAGACUCAAGACAAUCAACGAUUUAAGGAAAAUCAACUCUGGCCAGUCUGAGGAGAGUCUUCGUCUGCUCCACUGGUUUGCCAACAUAGUUGACAUAGACAAUAAUAAUGUCAUCUGGCUGACCUUUGACCCAGACAAUCACGAUUAUGGCUCCCAUCUAUAUCACAACUCCGAGAGGCUGCUGAAUCCUCUGCCUGAGGGACAGCAGUACUACACAAUUGGCAACGUCAAUGCAGACAGCUCUGAGGAUCUUCCAGAUUAUGUUGUCAACUGGAUGGACAACACAAGACGAAACACCGCACGUGUCAUAAUUAGAGUCAGGGAGGAAAGCAGGGGUACAACAGUACACCAGGUGUACAUCACACAGCAUUAUGAGACUUUUCAUUACAGAGACACAAGGUAUGAUCCAGAACAUACCUACCAUGUCACCACAAAUCUUUUAAGACAAAUCAGAAAUUUGUCUGUGGGAAACUCUCGCUCUCUGACGGAAGUCAGGAACGUCUUUGGAAGCAACAUUGAUGAUUCACAGUUAUGGGACAUCAGAACCACAUGGGGUGACCUUGCUUCCCUUGGACUCUUGUUGUUCAUCGUGAUCCCUGAAAAGUACUCAAGAAGGUACUCAAACAGAGCUCAGUCUGCACCCAGGACAAACAGACCGCCUCAUGUUGCUGUCAAGAUGCCAGAAAAUGAGAAAAACUUGACAAAUGCAGAUGCCUCCGGUAACAAAUGUAAACGUAAUGUAUGUAAAUGUGUUGGAUUGUGUGCAUUAUUUUUAAUAAUUUUCUUUCUUUUACUUUUUUUCAUAACAAAUGACCAAUGAGACACUGCUACCUAGAGAAAACUGAGGGACAGAAUUUCUCUGUUCGAUGGACCAGCGAUGCAGCAGAAUUCAUACAUUUUAAAUUUAUUAUGAAAAAUAUCAGGCAGCUCAAACCAAACUACGCCUUAAACAGCAUAAAUGGCAGGACAUUGCUCCAAUUAAUUGUUCAGUUUCCUUGCUUUAGAAUAUCCUGCUUUUAUGUAUAAUAUUUUUGAUUUUACAUCAACUGAAAGAAAUUGUACCAUUACACUCAAUAUUAUUUCACAAGGUAAUAAUUCCAUUGUUAUAUUCAGUUUCAAAUAAAACAUGUUCACAUUAUGUGAACAUAAACAAUGUGUGAAUAAGUCAAUUAUACAGGACAAGGAAGACUACUGACAAUUUACAGUAUAGCUCUGUUUUUCCCUGAGAGACUGGGUUUGUUUUGAUUAUUGUUGGUAACCUCAAUCCACGCAGUUCUGUGGAUCUUUCAACAACAAAACAUACAAGUAAGUUAAUACGAAUGUGAUCAGUAAGUCAUGCCAGAGUUAUUCCUCUAUUAAUGAAACUAUGCCAUGAACAUGAAGGAACUAUCAAAGACAUGACUGGUAAACCACAGGAGAGUAGUUGUUUGCUGUAACGCAGGGGGAGGGUUAAUCUGAACUGCCGUGUCAUUCUUUGCAGUACCUCCUAGUUUCAUGGAAGAAAUGUAACCCAACAAGUAAAUUGCUACGAUGCGGGACGAUUCAAAUUCAUUACAGCUGAUCCACCAUCAGAUCAAGAUAAAAGAGGACAAUGACGACCUCAAGAAGAGUAAUGAGUUGCUGUGUGGCCAUGUUACUUACUCUGACCGCAGUCUCCUCUGUACAAAGACUCAAUUCAAUCGAUGAAUUAAUCCAGAAUGAUCCAUCUUUGUAUGAGGAAAUUUUACCAUUACUCCAGUGGUUUGCCACCACAGCUGACAUAAAUGACAAUGGAAUAAGGCUGACCUUUGACCCGGAGGGAGGAGAUUAUGGCUCACAUUAUUAUAGCAAUUUUCAAAAGUUGUUGGAGCAAACUUUGUAUGGACAACGGUACUACACUGUUGGUAAUACUAAACAGGAGUGUCAUUUGAAACUUCCUUUGAAAGUAGUCAACAAUAAGAGAAACAGUGUCCGUAUAAUAGUUUGCAUCAGGCAUGUCAUCCAAGGAACGCAGGCACAGGGGAUAGAACGAGUGUACAUAACACAGCAUAAUGGUUCUAGAGAUAAUGGAAAGCCUUAUGAUCCAGCACAUACCUACGAGAUCUCUACUAACUUCCUAAGACUGAUGAGAAAUGACCAAUGGUCAAAUUUAAUUUCCAGUCAGCAGUCAGCAAGACACACCCAUUAUGAUCCAGGACAUACCUACGAGUUCUCAAGUCAGCUCAGGGAUAACCUCCAUUCACAUCUAAUCUACAGAAAGCAAUUUCCAAGACAGACUUCACAUUUACAGUCCUACAAUUACAGAGACCAUCACCAGGAAAAUCAGUGGAAUGCAGUGAAUGCUUUGAUGAUAGUUUUUGUUUUCAUUUUACUUCUCUGCUUUAUUGUAUAUUUUUUAGUACAUUCACAGCAACCAAAGAGAUGGCUAUAAAUUCAGUGGAACGUUUUUGUAGCUAAUAAUAGAAGUUUUUCCUAGGUGAAGGUAUUUUGUAUUGUCACAGAUGUUUACUAGUUUAAUUAUACAUACAUCAGUGUUAUUUAAUCAUUAUAAAACAUUGCGUAAAGCAUACAGUGAUCAAAUUAUUAAACACCCUGAUCUAUGAUGCACUUCUCACCCAAGUUGGGCUGUGACCGACCCUGAGCAGAUAAGUCGUCACAUCAUACAUAUGGUUUUCCUUGUUUGCUUUGUUAUCCUUCAUUUACUAAACAAAAAUAAAUAUUCCACCAUGAUUGGUUCUUUUUAUAUGAAGGACAGGUAAAUUUCACAAAACACUUACAGUAAAUAAUGACAAUAAACCACGUAAAUAUGUUGAAUUGUGUGCAUUAUUUUUUAAUCAUUGGUUAUUUUGUAUGCCUAGAUAUAUAAAAAAAUAAUGAGACACUGCUACCUAGAGAAAACUGAGGGACAGAACGUUUCUCUGUGUGAUGGGCCAGCGACAAAGCAAAAUUGAUACAUUUUAAAUUGAUUAUGAAAAAUAUCAGGCAGCUCAAACCAAACUACGCCUUAAACAGCAUAAAUGGCAGGACAUUGCUCCAAUUAAUUGUUCAGUUUCCUUGCUUUAGAAUAUCCUGCUUUUAUGUAAAAGCAGGAUAUUGUAUUGAUAUUGUAUUAAUUUUACACCAACUGAAAGAAAUUUUCCUAUUACACUCACUAUUAUUUCACUAUUUAAAUAAUUCCAUUGUCAUAUUCAGUUUCAAAUAAAAUGUGAAAAAUAAACAAUGUGUGAAUACGUCAAUUACACAGGACGAGGAAGACUCCUGACAAUUUACAGUAUAGCUCUGUUGUCAUCAUGUGGUUGAUCUUUGACCUAAACAAGAGAUCAUUGUGGACACAUUUCCAGCAGCAAUUCCCUGAGAGGCUGGGUUUAUUUUGAUUAUUGUUGGUAACCUCAAUCCACACAGUUCUGUGGAACUUUCAACAACGAAACAUACAAGUAAGUUAAUACGAAUGUGAUCAGAAAGCCAUGCCAGAGUUAUUCCUCUAUUAAUGAAUCUAUGCCAUGAACAUGAAGGAACUAUCAACAAAGACAUGACUGGUAAACCACAGGAGAGUAGUUGUUUGCUGUAACGCAGGGGGAGGGUUAAUCUGAACUGCCGUGUCAUUCUUUGCAGUACCUCCUAGUUUCAUGGAAGAAAUGUAACCCAACAAGUAAAUUGCUACGAUGCAGGACGAUUCAAAUUCAUUACAGCUGAUCCACCAUCAGAUCAAGAUAAAAGGACAAUGUCAGGAAGAGUAACGAGUUGCUGUGUGACCUUGUUACUUACUCUGACCACUGUCGUCUCUGUACAAAAGCUCAAUUCAAUCAAUGAAUUAAUCCAGAAUGAUCCAUCUUUGUAUGUGCAAAUUUUACCAUUACUCCAGUGGUUUGCCACCACAGCUGACAUAAAUGACAAUGGAAUAAGGCUGACCUUUGACCCGGAGGGAGGAGAUUAUGGCUCACAUUAUUAUAGCAAUUUUGAAGAGUUGUUGGAGCAAACUUUGUAUGGACAACGGUACUACACUCUUGGCAAUAUUAAACAGGAGUGUCAUUUGAAACUUCCUUUGAAUGUGGUCAACAAUAAAAGAAACAGUGUCCGUAUAAUAGUUUGCAUCAGGCAUGUCAUCCAAGGAACGCAGGCACAGACGAUAGACCGAGUGUACAUAACACAGCAUAAUGGUUCUAGAGAUAAUGGAAAACCUUAUGAUUCGGAACAUACCUACGAGAUCUCUACUAACUUCUUAAGACUGAUGAGAAACAACCAGUGGUCAAAUUCUAUUUCCAGAGAGCAGUUGGAAAGACACACCUAUUAUGAUGAUGAUAAUGAUGAUGAUUAUGAUCUGGGACAUACCUACGAGUUUUCAAGUCAGCUCAGGGAUAACCUCGGUUCACACCUAACCGACAGAGAGCAGUCUGCAAGACACAACCAUCAUGACCCAGAACAUACAGACGAGUUCUCAGGUCAGCUCAGGGAUAACCUCAGGUCACAUCUAAUGUACAGAGAGCAGUCUGCAAGACACACCCAUCAUGAUCCAGAACAUACCGACGAGUUCUCAGGUCAGCUCAGGGAUAACCUCAGUUCACAUCUAAUGUACAGAGAGCAGUCUGCAAGACACACCCAUCAUGAUCCAGAACAUACCGACGAGUUCUCAGGUCAGCUCAGGGAUAACCUCAGUUCACAUCUAAUCUACAGAGAGCAGUCUGCAAGACACACCCAUCAUGAUCCAGAACAUACCGACGAGUUCUCAGGUCAGCUCAGGGAUAUCCUCAGGUCACAUCUAACACACAGAGAGCAGUCUGCAAGACAGACUUCACAAUUCUACAUUUACACAGACCAUCACCAGGAUGAUCAGUGGAAUGCAUUGGAUGCUAUGAUAAUACUUUUUGUUUGCAUUUUACUUUUCGACAUUAUUAGAUAUUUUUUAUCAAAUUUACUAAAAAGAUGGCUAUAAAUUCAGUGGAACGUCUUUGGAGCUACAGUAAUGUAAAUUUUUUACUAGAUGAAGGUAUUCUGUAUUUUCACAGAUCUUUGAUGAAUGUAUAUUCCAACUAAAAGUGUUAUUUAAUCGUUAUAAAACACUGAAUAAUACAUAUGAUGCACUUCUCACCAAGUUAGGCUGUGACCGACCCUGAGCAGAUAAGUCGUCGUGGAUCUCGACUCCAGAGCAACAUUAGUUAAUUAAGGGCGGCACAGAGGUAGAGACUGCAGAACUACACUCUUGCAGUUUUGUUUUGGCUCUGUGUACUUCUAUUCCAAAGAACGGCAAUUUUGAUUGACCUUUUGAUUCAAUCAUCAGCUCCCAACCGGAGCUCAAAUUAUACAUAUGGUUUUCCUUCUUUGCUUUGUUAUCCUUCAUUUACUAAACACAAAUAUUCCACCAUGAUUUGUCCUUUUCAUCUGUAAUUAACCUUUGGAACUGCUCUGCUAAGGACUUAGUUGAAUGUUUGUGAUGAAAAACCAAAUCUGACCAAAGACCAGGAAAGGUCAAUUUUACAAAACAAUUACAGUUUAAAAAAAGCUCAAUACUCAACCAACAGUGAUAGGUUUCUUCACAUGGAAAAGUCUGAAGAUGUCAGGCUCAUGUAAGUGAAGCAUAAUGACAAUAAACCACACCUGUAGUUUAAAAUAUCUGCUCGCUUGACUAAACAUACAGUAGACUCAAAAGUAUGUGUUAUUAGCAAACACAAAACCAACAAACAGCUUAACAAGUUUGUUAUGUUACAUAGUGAUAGUGGUAUUUAUUUAUUUUUUCCCAUGAACAAAUUUCUUUCCAAAAUAUAUAGUAUUUUUCAUAUUGUAUAGUAUAACGUUAGUGUGAGGAAUAAGAUAUUUUGGUGGGAGAAGUCAUAAAUGUGCAAUUCCAAAACAUGAUCAAAAACCAAAAACUUACUAAUUAGAGACUAAUAAAAAUAUUUGUCUCCAACCCUGCUGAUCAAAGUACAGUCUGAACCUGCUGUUAAAGCAAAACAGAAAGACUGACAAACAGAAAAAAAGCUGCAACAAAAUGCAACGUUAAAGAGGGAAAUGCAUUCCAUCUAUUACAAAGACAUUACAAAGCUUCCUGUAACCACAUGCAAAGGUUGUUCUCAAGUUUCAUUUCCAAGGAAACCAUAAGCCAAGGGAAGCUUUUACUGCUACCACACGAGCACAGACAACAGACAUCUACUGGCAGCAGGCUACUGCAGGUGAGUUCUCCUCUAUACAAGGCUUUAGUUUACUUUGUGAUUAGUAAGGAUUUAAAUGCCAGUCUUAAGUCAAUGUAGAAUCAAUAUAUAUACACUCAUGUCCUUGGGAAUUCUACUUUGCAUUGUGUUUAAAUAAUCAAAUCACUUGCUGCGAUACUUGUAUUUUGCCAAGCAAAUUACAGACUGUAUUUGUACAAGCAAAUUAGAGACAGUAUUUGUACAAUCUAACAAUGCAUCUGUGGAAUACAUUAUAAACACGUGUUCUUUUUAACGUACAAAAGGAUCGAUGAUGACAGGAAGACUGACAGUUUGCUGUGUGGCUCUGUUCCUCACUCUGAGCUCUGCAACAUUCGUAAAAAGACUACAUUCAAUCAAUGACUUGAAGAAAAUCAACUUUGGCCAGUCUGUGCCCAAACACAGUCUUCUGCUGCUCCACUGGUUUGCCAACACAGUUGACGUCGACAACAACGAUGUCAUAUGGCUGACCUUCGACCCAGACAACAAAGAUUAUGGCUCCCAUCACUAUGGCAACUUUGAGCGGUUGCUGGAUCAACUCCCUCAGGGGCAGCGGUACUUCACUGUUGGUAAUCUGAAUGGAGGCGCCUCUCUUCCUUCUUACGUUUACAAUCCCCCGCGGGAGUACAGGGAAGGAAACCGGGACCGGGUCAUAUUCAGCGUUAGUGGGCAGAGAAUUGGCCAAGUGUACAUCACACAGCAUUACGGCACUUCUGAGAAUCAAGGGACAAGGUAUGAUCCAGAACACACAUACCAGGUCACUACAAACCUUUUAAGACAAAUCCGGGAGUUUGCCGUGGGACAAAACCAAGGAAACUUACUGUCAGAGCUCAGGGAAGACUUUGGAAGCAAUGCUGAUGAUUCACAGUUGCGGGAGAUCAAAAUCACAUGGGGUGACCUUGCUCCGCUUGGACUACUGUUGUUUAUUGUGAUUCAGGAAAAGUACUCCUUUUACAAAAAGAGACCUCAGACUGCACCAAGAAGAAAGGCACAGCCUGAUUUUGUGGUCAAUAUUCCAGAAAACGGACAUAAUCACAUGGAUGCUGUGGAAACUUUAGCCAUACUUAUGGAGGAUCAGAAUGAGAACAUAAGACUUAAAGUAAUGACCAACACAAAUGGAAAAGCCAGAAUUGUUUGGGAAAACAUUCCUAUAGAUCUUCUAAGAGAAGGUGUGAUGGUAAUGCUUUUUGACAACAAUGAGGGUCAGGAAGCCAAAACAUACAAGUACAUUGGAAACAGAGCGUCAGGCAGUUACGACACCUCAGUACCUCUAAAUGACGGCCUUCAAGCCCGGCUACACAAGGUGAGAACAAGGUGCUGCUUUUGGAGAGGGGUGGGACUGGAGAUACGCAGGGGAACAGAGUUCAAGAAUCCCGAGGCAGUAAAGAUAAACGGCUUCAAUGCAAAACUACAACUGUUUGCAAAAGAUGGUAAAGCUUGCGUUCGCUUGUAUGUGAACACGUCUUUCAGAGAGUGGAAGUCAGAAUUUAAAAAGGCUUGGGUCGGUUUCUACACCUCUGAAAACAAGGCCACCAAUGAGUAUGAAUGGUGGAAGUGGCAGUGGGCAACUAAAUUCAAACCAAACUAUGAUUAUGAGCAGCCCUUGUAUGAAAUCUACGAGUACCACUCGGGUAUGGCAAUCGCUCCCGGAGUCCAAGCGCGCUUCAUACUCCGGGAUAGGGAAGUUAAAGCAUGCACUCCAAGCUGGAAGUAAAAGCAAUGCACGACAAUCUUGACAAGAACCAAGUUUCUUCUGCACCUCUCUCUCUAAAGGUGGACAGUACUGGUCUUAUUGCUGCCCUGCUGUCGAACCAGCAUAUCAGUUUUGGUUCAUGGCAUGCACUGUAGCAGGUUAGUAGUAGGUUUGAAAUUGUCUACAAACAUUUAGUUCUGCAUGGGUGCAAUACAGCAAAGUUCACGACUACAACCUGAAAGACUGGAAUCUCACAGCUUUCAACCCCAAUGUGCUUACAGUGGACUCGAGGGCCUGUAUCUGACAUUUUGCUAUUGUGCAACUCAUAUGCAAAGUUCUGUAGUGUAACCUGAAACAAGACUGGGGGAAACUGUUUUUAUUAGUAAUUUGUCUACAAAAUCAAAAGUGACUGUUGCUUGUAAUAAAAAGUUGGAUCACUUAAGUGAUAAAAGCAAUUUAGGUUCCUUUUUUGUGUGUAUGCAAGAACAUACCAUUAUUUUUGCAUGUGCAGUCUAAUAGUGACUAAUAGUGAAAAAAAAGGAGUAUUUUGUAAUUAUUCCAUAAUGUUACCAAUUGUUUUUAUUAAAAUCUCAAAAUCAUUUCAA